Molecule: messenger RNA, 920 nt
Organism: Dioscorea cayenensis subsp. rotundata (Guinea yam)
Lineage: Eukaryota; Viridiplantae; Streptophyta; Magnoliopsida; Dioscoreales; Dioscoreaceae
Product: sphinganine C4-monooxygenase 2-like
Exons: 3
Coding region: 67-831 (254 amino acids)
Biological process (GO): lipid biosynthetic process
Molecular function (GO): oxidoreductase activity; iron ion binding
Source: RefSeq, a predicted model, not a curated record
UUUUGAUCAGUCUCUUGUUAUCUUUGGAAAAAAUAAAGAGAGAGCUUGAUCAACAGAAAUAUAUAAAUGGAGAUUUCUGAAGAGAUGUUGAGCGCAAUCAUUCCGACAGUGGUGCACUGGGUGUUCGCUGGGAUAUACGGGUUAUUAGGAACAUAUCUCACACAGUACCGUUUACACCCAAAAGGUGAUGAAGAGAAGAACAACACUGUAUCCAAAAGAGCAGUGAUCAAAGGAGUCUUAAUCCAACAUGUCAUUCAAAUAGCAGUUCACUACAUGGCCGCAAAGGUUAGGGGUAACGAAGGAUUAGCAGCAAAGGAACAACAGCCUUCCCUAACGGUGGUGGCAGUGCAAUGGAUAAUUGCCAUGAUAGUCAUGGACACGUGGCAGUACUUUGUUCACAGAUUCAUUCACGUAAACAGGUUCUUAUACAGGCACAUCCAUGCAGCACACCAUGCUCAGAUAGUACCCUACGUGUAUGGAGCUCUCUAUGGGCAUCCUACAGAAUCCCUACUAAUGGACAUCAUUGGUGGUGCUUUGGCCUUCUUAAUCUCUGGCAUGACCACCAGAACCAGCAUCUUCUUCUUUUCUUUUGCAACAAUCAAAUCUUUGGACUUGCACUCUGGGCUAUAUAUCCCUUGGAAUCCCCUCCAAGCUUUGUUCUUUAAUAACUGUGCUUUUCAUGACACUCACCACCAACUCAAGGGUCACAGACAUAACUUCUCUCAACCAUUCUUCAUCUCAUGGGAUAAGAUCCUUGGGACUUACAUGCCAUACAGUGUUGAGGAGAGGACAGGUGGAGGUUUUGAAAUUAAGUUUCGCAAGGAUGCUUAGAGUUGCAUCGCUUGCAUGCAUGCCCAUGCAUCCGGCCAGUAUAUAUAUAUAUAUAUAUAUACAUAUAUAUUUGUAUCAUUAGUGUGAGA